GCGAGAGGAAACACGCACACUCUCUCUCUCUGUUUCUGUCUCUGUCUCUGUCUCUCCGCCCAUAAAAGUCGAAAUGCAGAUUCCCCAAAGCAUUUGGUAGCCGAGAGAGAGACGGCUCUGAGUUCUCAGUGAUCUCUAAACGCCGAGAGGAAUUUCAAUUCAAUUAACAACAUGUUCUGCGCAUCCCAAGCCGCAACGGCCAUAACCCUAACCAUGGAAGGAGCCCCUUCUUCUUCUUCCCCUUCCUCUUCUUCCUCCGCCUUGGCCUCCUCCUCUUCCACCGCCCAUCUCGGCAGCGGCAGCCGCGCCAUCGACCGCCACAAUCCCAUCAUCCGCGACGCCCGCCGCCUCGCCAGAUCCCUCCCCCGCCCUCCGCCCUGCGCCUCCCAGACGCCGCCCGUCGACCCAGUGCCCUACAGCCUCCUCCGUCAGAAGGGCAGCGCCACGGGCUCUCCGGUCCAGUCAAAUAAUAAUGAUAGUAGGGCGGCGAAGAAGAAGAAGAACAAGGAGAGCAGUGCGGCGGCUAAGCCAAGCGAGAGUGAUGGUAAUGGCGGUGCCGGUGCGAGGAAGAGUGUCCUGGCCAAUAAGGCUGGAGAUUUCAGUAGCCCAGCGGCUUCGACUAGGUAUUUGUUGGGAACGGAGACGGCUUUCUUGGACGUGUUAACGGAUUUUGGCCCAUCUUUGGCGUUAAAUUCAGUGGAUAAUUCCAAGUUGAAGAAAGAUGAUUCUUCUUCUGUUUCAGAUUCAAAACCGCCACCGUCCUCUCGCUCUCAAGACCAGGUCGUUGUUCUGAGGGUCUCUCUCCACUGCAAGGGUUGCGAGGGCAAAAUCAGGAAACACCUCUCUAGAAUGCAAGGGGUGACAUCCUUCAGCAUAGACUCGGUGGCGAAGAAGGUGACAGUGGUGGGAGAUGUCACACCUCUGGGAGUACUUGCAAGCAUAUCGAAGGUGAAGACUGCAAAGCUGUGGACGCCUGCCCCCUCCUCAGCCUCAGAAACCAAGAAAAGCAAAGCACUUGCUGCUGCAUGAUGAUGAUUCAUUCAUUCAAACUGGCUGAGGUGGUGUGGUGUGAGAUGAAAAACUCAACUGCUGUUUAAUCUGUCUUGAUUCUUUCUGAUAUGUAAAGAAAAUUGAUGUAUGUAUGAUGGAGAUGGGCAUGGCUUGCACUGUUUUGAUUGUAGAAAUCAGGCGGCCCUCACUUGACACUUGUUUAUUGGAAACUGCAAAUGCCCGACAUGUCAUAUUCAGAAACUUCUAAAUAUAGCCAUAUAUAUUCCUCUUUUCUA
Molecule: messenger RNA, 1286 nt
Organism: Diospyros lotus (date-plum)
Lineage: Eukaryota; Viridiplantae; Streptophyta; Magnoliopsida; Ericales; Ebenaceae
Product: protein SODIUM POTASSIUM ROOT DEFECTIVE 3
Exons: 3
Coding region: 172-1029 (285 amino acids)
Molecular function (GO): metal ion binding
Source: RefSeq, a predicted model, not a curated record